AUGUUUCCUUUCUGCGAUUCCCCAAGCCCCAUGGACAUACCGCUUUACCAACAGCUUCAGCUCAGCCCUCCCUCUCCGAAGCCGGACAACCAAUCCAGCUUCUUCUACUACCACCCUUGCUCCCCUUCCUUCGCCGCCGGCGACACGAUCGGCGCGCCGGUGAUGCACCCGUUCAUGGACAUGGAGCAUCAGCAGCAGCCGGCGGCGGCCACCAAGGCGGCGGCGGUGGACGACGGCGCCGGCAGCAAUGAGCAAGGCGUCGCCGGGGCCAUCGGCGGCCUCGACGGCGACGGGGCGGCGGCCGCCGCGAGGAAGGACCGGCACAGCAAGAUUUGCACGGCCGGAGGGAUGAGGGACCGGCGGAUGCGGCUGUCCCUCGACGUCGCCCGCAAGUUCUUCGCCCUCCAGGAUAUGCUCGGCUUCGACAAGGCCAGCAAGACGGUGCAAUGGCUCCUCAACAUGUCCAAGGCCGCCAUCCGGGAGAUCAUGAGCGACGACGCCUCGUCGGUCUGCGAGGAGGACGGCUCGAGCAGCCUCUCCGUCGACGGCAAGCAGCACAGCAACCCGGCCGACGCAGGAGGCGGCGGAGAGCACAAGGGCGCCCACAACCACAGUAACGGGAAGAAGCCAGCCAAGCCGAGAAGGGCAGCGGCCACCCCCAAGCCACCACGGCGGCUGGCCAAUGCGCACCCCGUCCCCGACAAGGAGUCGCGGGCAAAGGCGAGGGAGCGGGCGCGGGAGCGGACGAGGGAGAAGAACCGGAUGCGGUGGGUCACGCUCGCCUCCGCAAUCAGCGUCGAGGCGGCCACCGCGGCGGCGGCGGCGGCGGAGGACAAGUCGCCGACAAGCCCCAACAACCUGAACCACUCGUCCUCCACCAACCUGGUAAGCACUGAAUUGGAGGAAGGCUCCUCGUCAACGCUCCACAACGGCGGCGGCGGCGGCAGCGGCAGCAGGAUGCAAGAAAUCUCGGUGGCCAGCGAGCCGAGCGACGUGAUCAUGGCCUUCGCCAACGGCGCGUACGGCGACAGCAGCAACUACUACCUGCAGCAGCAACAACAGCAGCAGGAUCAGUGGGAGCUCGGUGGCGUCGUGUUCGCCAACUCGCGGCACUACUGCUGAGCUGAUCCAUGGAUGGGCACCUACUACCAGCCGCCUAUCCACGCACGCACGGUACGGCACUAAGAUCGACAAACUCCUGCAGCAACAUAUAUAUUAUCCUUGCUUCUCAAGAGUAAUAAUUCUUGCUGUCUUAAUUAAUCCGGGUGUGUAUUGAUUCCCUCUUCAUUAUUUGUCGCCUUAUCCGGAGUUGACUGUGAGAAGACGAUGAACUUGGUUUGGUCAUCGCAUGGUGUCCAUUGCAUACAUAGCUAGCACUAUCGUGUGAUCGCUGAUUCAUCAAUGGAGUCCAGUAUUAAUCUGUGUGCAUGUUCUGUAAAUUAACUGAUAAUUAAGCUGUAUACCUCGAUCAAGGAGGGUAUCAAACGAUGCCUCUCCUGAAUGAGUGAAAUACAGCUAGUUUAUUAUAGUUUCCAAAAGUUGAGACUUAUUACUGUAUUAGGUCAGAUCUUCCUAUUCCAAUCAUUAAUAAGAGGCAGCAUGGUGGAU
Molecule: messenger RNA, 1608 nt
Organism: Oryza brachyantha (malo sina)
Lineage: Eukaryota; Viridiplantae; Streptophyta; Magnoliopsida; Poales; Poaceae
Product: transcription factor TB1
Exons: 1
Coding region: 1-1122 (373 amino acids)
Biological process (GO): regulation of secondary shoot formation
Cellular component (GO): nucleus
Molecular function (GO): sequence-specific DNA binding; DNA-binding transcription factor activity
Source: RefSeq, a predicted model, not a curated record